CAGGGUCGUAGUUCAGCGGAAGUACGGUUUGUGUCCGUAUUUAAAGGCGCCAACAAAGACUAAUUCAGGAGCAGCUUCACAAACCCGCCACAGACACACGCAUCAUCCAACAGUACAGUUCAGCUUAGUUUAUUUAACGCGUUAAAAUGCCCGAAGAAACAGGAGCUACUUCAACCGCGGAAAGGAUGGAAGAGAAACCUUGCUCCUCAAGCACUGGAGACAGUUCUGUCGAUGUCGCUGAGGAAGCAAAGAAGCUGAUUGGCACUGGAAGUCGGCACUUAGUGAUGGGUGAUGUUGUGUCUGCAGUCAGUGUUUUCCAGGAGGCUUGUGCCAUGCUAGCUGAGAAGUAUGGAGACACUGCUGAUGAAUGUGGGGAAGCUUUUUUCUUUUGUGGGAAGGCCCUUCUGGAGCUUGCCAGGAUGGAGAACACUGUGCUCGGUAAUGCUUUAGAAGGAGUCCCAGAAGAAUCCUCUGAGGAGGGUGAGAAGCAGGAUGACUCGAAGAUCGAAAGUGCUGACAACUUGGAUGAGAAAACCAGGGAUGAACUUCGAGCACAGGUUUAUGAUGCCAUGUCAGAGGACAAUACUCGGUCAGAGGUAGAAAAAGAGGAAUGUGGUGAAGGCGAACGGAACAACAAAGAGGAAGUUGAGAAGCAGGUAAAGGUAGAUGAAGCACCAAAGGAAGCAGAUACUGCAUCUAAAACUGAGAAACCAACUGAAGAUGAGGCAAAACCCGCAGAGAAUCAGGAGAAAAUGGCUGUAGAUGAGGAAAAACCUGCAGAGAAACAGGAGAAAAUAGCUGUAGAUGAGGCAAAACCUGCAGAAAACGAGAAACUAGCUAAAGACGAGGCAAAACCUGAAGAGAAGCCGGCUGAAGAAAAGACCAAGCAGGCUGAAGACGAGGCAAAACCUGCAGAGAAUGAGGAGAGGCCACCUGAAGAUAAGGCGAAACCUGCUUCGAUCGAGAAAUGUGGUAAUGAAGAUGAGAAAUCCAAGGGUGAGGAUGAAGACGCUUCUACAAAUAAAGAUGUCACUGUGUCAAACGGAAUUGCUAAAAAGAAUAAAGAUGAAAGUGUUGAAGAGAAAAAGGGAAGUGAAGAUACUGAAGAACCCAUGGAAGAGGAUGGAGGUGAUGACGAUGGUGAUGAGGAUGAGGACGAUGACGAUGAUGAGGAUGCAGAGGGUGAUGCUAAGGAUAAGGAGAGUGAGGAGGAUGAAGUUGGAAACCUGCAGUUGGCCUGGGAGAUGCUUGAAGUUGCUAAAGUUAUUUAUAAAAGAAAAGAUGACAAAGAAGAUCAGUUAAUGGCAGCACAGAUUCACCUGAAACUUGCAGAAGUUGGAGUUGAAUCAGGAAACUACAGUCAGGCUCUGGAGGACUUCAAUGAGUGUUUAACCCUGCAGCUCAAGCACCUUCCCUCUCAUAGUCGUCUUUUGGCUGAGACUCAUUAUCAGUUGGGCACCACUUACAGUUACACCACACAAUACAACCAAGCCAUAGAGCACUUCUCCAACUCUAUCAAAGUCAUCGAGAGCCGUCUUGCUAUGCUUCAGGAGGUGAUCGACAAGGCAGAAGGUGAAGACGCAGCAAAGGAAGAGAAGGGCGAGUUUGAGGAGUUGAAACAGUUGCUGCCAGAAAUUAAAGAGAAGAUUGAAGAUGCCAAGGAGAGCCAGAGGACAGCUGCAGCAGCUUCAGAGGCCAUCCAUCAGACUCUAGCUGGAGCAUCCACAUCAUCUGCAUUCCCCACUGAAAAUGGUGGCCCGUCUUCAUCCACUGCUAGUCAGAUUGCUGUGAGGCCAGCUGAUGGUGCCUCUUCCUCCAAAUCUGCAUCUGAUAUUUCUCACCUUGUCCGCAAAAAGAGGAAACCAGACGAGGAGAGUCCAAAAAAGGACAGUGAUGCUAAAAAGACUAAACAGGACACCUCAGUUAAUGGCAGCGACGACUCCGCCCACAACGGCAAUGGAGUCCAGGAGAAAAUGGAACAGGAGCCAGCCAACUCUUCCUCUGUGGAGACCUCCGCGUGAUGGGCAUCUUCUGAUUGACUCCUUACCUUCCAACCAGCAGAGCAUGCCUGCCUCAUCUACUCCCCAUGAACAACUUUUUGUCUCUGUUUUGUAAAUAACCAGAUUUCUUUGUCUGUUCGAUUUUUGUAUACUUGUAGUAAACUUUCAAUAAAGGAUAUUUGCAUAUGUG
Messenger RNA from Danio rerio (zebrafish), 2190 nucleotides. It is a transcript of the gene nasp, whose product is annotated as nuclear autoantigenic sperm protein (histone-binding). The record is from RefSeq and is marked validated. Lineage: Eukaryota; Metazoa; Chordata; Actinopteri; Cypriniformes; Danionidae. Gene Ontology annotation, cellular component: nucleus.